AUGACACGCUCUUCGGCUUUAAAAAAAGAGAAACAGCUCCGACUGGCUCGAAAUACUUCCAAAUCACGAAAAAUCAUUAACAUUGUUAGAAAAAAUACACGUGAACUACAAACUUAUUUUAUUUCUAAUAAAAGUCAGUCAAUUAGCAAUGAGCAAUUCACGUAUAAAACACGUACAUUUACUGGUCCAUCGUGUCAGAAACUAACAGCUUUUCUUAAACAAAAAGGUACAGAUGAUAAUAAUAAUAUACAUGAAUAUUAUCAAAUAAUUCACAACUCAUUUUUGUUGCAACUAAUGAAAAAAACAGUUUGUGCCUCGUGCAAGUUAAUAUGGAAUGGUGAUAUGUCUGUUGCAAAACGAGAAGGUACAAUUUUUACUAGUUUCUCUCUAGCAAAAAUGAAUAAUUACAUUUAUAUUACGGAAUUAUAUUGCUCAUUGUUGUUUACAUGUUGCUGCUCUCAUGAGAUUAAAAUUAAUACAUCUAAACAAUGCCCGAAUACUUCUAAAAGAGAUAUCAAUGUUAGGAGUGUAAUCGGUGCGAAUUUUCCCGGUAUUGGUCAUCAAGGCCUCGCCAAGCUGUGUGCUAUAUUGAACGUACCACUUCCCAUUGAUGAAGAUCAUUUUUCUGAUACCCUCGAUUAUUUACUUCCAACAUUUGAAUCAUACAGGCUUCGGUCAAUGAAAAAUGCUGUCGAAGAAGCUUGCAAGAAAUCAAAUGGGCGUAAAAUUACUGUUAGUGGCGAUGGUACUUGGCAAAAGCGUGGCUUUUCAAGUUUACAUGGAGUCGUAGAAGUUUUGUUUAAUGGACCUACUGCAAAAUUACACAUUUGA
Messenger RNA from Rotaria socialis, 831 nucleotides. The record is from the annotation of a GenBank genome assembly. Lineage: Eukaryota; Metazoa; Rotifera; Eurotatoria; Philodinida; Philodinidae.